AUUAUGGAAAACAUUAUGAGUUGUAUAAAGAUUACAGGUUGUACCGUCGAAUUAAUCGGGUCCCCAAACAACGAACUCAUCUCAUCAAGUCUAAUUCUCGCCACUUUUUAUGUCAAUUUGUCAUUAUCUCAAAUAGAUAAAAUGGAAAGUAAAGUUCGAUGUGUUGAAGUUCGAAUGAUGCAUAUUUGCAAUAACAUUAAUUACAUCCUACAUCAAUUACUUAUUGUACAAGACACAUAUGGGCAAGAUAUUACGUUUACAAUUGAUUCUGAAGAAUGUCAACAAAGUCUUAAAAAUGUUGAACAUUUUGCAACAGCAUUAGUUGAAGUUGGAUUGAGAUUAUGCGAACAUAUUGCUAAACCGAAAAUCAAUACUGUAACAAGUCCUGCAAACUUUGCGCAUAUGUAUUUAGAUUUCGUGAUUAAGUUUAUCAAUAGGGCGCUUGAGUAUUCUGGUAUAGAAGAAUCAGUUGAAAUCAGAAUGCGUCCCUUGCUUGCGAGUUUGAGAAAUAUAGAAGACUCUUUGUCUUCU
This is a messenger RNA of Racocetra persica, 531 nucleotides long. The record is from the annotation of a GenBank genome assembly. Lineage: Eukaryota; Fungi; Glomeromycota; Glomeromycetes; Diversisporales; Gigasporaceae.